AUGUGGUUGUUUAACUCGAUAUUUUUUCCUGCUUUUGCGUUUUUAAUCUCAUUUUCAUCAGGUUGCGAAAUUAUCGCGUUUUUAUAUUCAGCACAUCCAACAAGGCGUGUAGGAAGGAAUGAUUCUAGAAAUAUCAUUCAGUAUGAACAAGCAAAAUUAAACGAAGAGUACAAACGAGUAUAUGAAAAUGAAAAGAAGGAAGCAGAAAGUGAGCGCUUCGUUGUCGAAAAUUUCAUGUUGCAAGAACGAGUAUCAUUCCUACCCAUGACCAGUUCAGCAAUGGUAUCUAUAUAUAAGCGUACUGAAUUCAUGGUCUUAUCGGCUGGUAUUGUGCUGUACUGGGUUGUGAUGGUAUUCAUCGGAACGAUAUUAAUAAUGUGCUGCAUAUGUACAAGGUCCCGAACAAAUCGGGAUGAAGAUGGAGAGCUUCGAAAAAACAGAAGAGAGGAUAUAGCAGAAGAUGCAUAG
This is a messenger RNA of Brugia pahangi, 468 nucleotides long. NCBI's taxonomy places the organism in Eukaryota, Metazoa, Nematoda, Chromadorea, Rhabditida, Onchocercidae. The record is from the annotation of a GenBank genome assembly.